GUGGUCUAAUCUAACUUCGAUAUAUUAGGUUAUCUUGUUGGAUGAGAUGUCAAAAAAUCGACUCACUUUCAGUUGCGCGCAGUGGUCAGAACUGAUCUGAAGCUAGUUGUUCGGUGAAGUAGGCGACUUGAUUCCUGCUAUGACUAACUUUGAUCACAAGCAAUAAAUAGCCUACAGCUCGUGGUCGCUGACAGUCUAUGGAAUAUGUACGUAUACAACGCGGUAUGAGUGAAGCGAAGUAGGCUACUAGACUGCAAGAACAAGCAUUCAUGGCUGCCGAUGAGUCAACAGUGAUUGUAACUUUUUCUGAAGUCCAAAGUCGCUUCUAGGCUACAAAUGGGUUCCAUGUUUGAUCUGAGCGUUGCUGUAAGACUCUAUUUGCUGUCUUGUUUCGUUGUAUUUGUGGACUUCACUUUAGGCUUGGGACAAAGCCAAGAUACUGAAUUCACGUUUCAACUCCCUGCGGGUAGAACAGAAUGUUUCUACCAAACAGCUACGAAGAACGGAAGCCUGGAAGUAGAAUACCAGGUGAUUGCAGGUGCAGGCCUGGAUGUGGGCUUCACCCUGAUCUCCCCCAGCGGAUACAAGCUGGCCUCUGAGUUCAGGACAUCUGACGGCAUCCACACGGUGGAGCCUACAGAGGAUGGAGACUACCGGCUGUGUUUUGACAACAGCUUCAGUAAGCUUUCUGAGAAGAUGGUGUUCUUCGAGGUGAUCGUGGAGGGCCAGCCUGGGGACACCUGGGGCGAUGAAGAGUGGGCUGACAUGGCCAAGCCAGAGAGUAUGGUGGAGUACAAACUGGAAGACAUCAGGGAGACCAUGGACUCAGUGCACAGGCACCUGGAGCGGAGCCGGCAGCUUCAGACCAUGCUGAGGGCCUUCGAGGCCCGGGACCGCUAUCUACUGGAGGACAAUCUGUGGAGGGUCUCGUUCUGGUCCUCCAUGAGCCUCCUGGUCAUCCUGACUGUGGCCGUCACACAGGUCUACACCCUCCGACGCCUCUUCGACGACAAGAGGGUCUGCAAACCCUAGUGUCCAGUAGUAUCUUCCACCACCCCACACCUUUCCCAGUAGUAUCUUCCACCACCCCCACACCCUUCCCAGUGGUAUCUUCCACCGCCCCCACACCCUUCCCAGUGGUAUCUUCCACCGCCCCCACACCCUUCCCAGUGGUAUCUUCCACCGCCCCCACACCCUUCCCAGUGGUAUCUUCCACCGCCCCCACACCCUUCCCAGUGGUAUCUUCCACCACCCCCACACCCUUCCCAGUGGUAUCUUCCACCACCCCCACACCCUUCCCAGUGGUAUCUUCCAGCAGACCCACACCCUUCCCAGUGGUAUCUUCCACCACCCCCACACCCUUCCCAGUGGUAUCUUCCACCGCCCCCACACCCUUCCCAGUGGUAUCUUCCACCGCCCCCACACCCUUCCCAGUGGUAUCUUCCACCACCCCCACACCCUUCCCAGUGGUAUCUUCCACCACCCCCACACCCUUCCCAGUGGUAUCUUCCACCACCCCCACACCCUUCCCAGUGGUAUCUUCCAGCAGACCCACACCCUUCCCAGUGGUAUCUUCCACCACCCCCACACCCUUCCCAGUGGUAUCUUCCACCACCCCCACACCCUUCCCAGUGGUAUCUUCCACCACCCCCACACCCUUCCCAGUGGUAUCUUCCAGCAGACCCACACACGGCCCGAUGGUAUUUUCCACCACCCCCACACCCUUCCCAGUGGUAUCUUCCAGCAGACCCACACACGGCCGAUGGUAUUUUCCACCACCCCCACACCCUUCCCAGUGGUAUCUUCCACAAAGAUGCCAUAGAAGGGUGUUGGGACUAACAGGACCCUACUGUAAAGUAAUGGUUUCAGUGAUUGAAGAAGAGACACUAUUGACAACAGUGAUGUUUGGUAAAUGAGGGACUGUUAGUAAGGAUUUAGUGAUGUUUGGGUGUGAUGAGUUUGAUUCAGCUUUUGAGUGGCAGAAAAGUGCAUGUUUGUAUGUGAGUAAUAAACACUGUAUAAUGAU
Oncorhynchus tshawytscha (Chinook salmon) is the source of this 2026-nucleotide messenger RNA. It is a transcript of the gene tmed1a, whose product is annotated as transmembrane p24 trafficking protein 1a. NCBI's taxonomy places the organism in Eukaryota, Metazoa, Chordata, Actinopteri, Salmoniformes, Salmonidae. Gene Ontology annotation, biological process: intracellular protein transport; endoplasmic reticulum to Golgi vesicle-mediated transport; Golgi organization. The record is from RefSeq and is a predicted model, not a curated record. The transcript has 4 exons. Bases 337 to 1032 code for a protein of 231 amino acids. Gene Ontology annotation, cellular component: Golgi apparatus; endoplasmic reticulum-Golgi intermediate compartment; COPII-coated ER to Golgi transport vesicle.